CGGAGAAUCUUACGUCGCAACCUGCCAACUCCUGAGACAGGCAUAGGAAUUCUUGUUUCGUUUUCUGUUAUACCAUACGUCCAACAUGCUAUAGCCGUCGCAGAAUAUACAUCUGGUCGAUGGCAGCAUUUCCGUUUCAUGAUAUGUUUCCAUAGUCGUCCUUCACACCCUCAAAUAUGGGGCCCAUCGAGUUCAACAAGCGGCGCAUCUUUAUAUUGGUCGCAGCCGUUAUAGCCUUUUAUAUUGUGUUCCACGGUCUCACCCUCUCGGGCGAGACCAUUAGGGAUGUCUCGGCUCGUAUCCCUCUACCGGACAGCCUGCGACCCAGCAAGCCCGAGCAACCUCUAGUUGCUGACCCGGACGACAUAUGGGACUUGGGUCCUCCUCCCCCUGCACCUGCACCGGAAUCUCCUACUGACGCUUCAACCCUGCCUCCUCCCGAAUCGCAUCCUGUCGAGCAUUUCGACUUGCAUCCAAUCAACCGGCUGAUGCAAGAGGCGGACGACACAUGGAGGUUAUAUGAAACAAGCAUAUCGACGUCGUUCAGACAGACAGUGGAAAAAUACAGAAGCAAAUAUGGAAGACAUCCUCCUCCAGCGUUCAAGGAAUGGUACCAGUUCGCGCGCAAACGGAAUGUCUUCAACAUUGACGAUUUCGAGCAAAUCAUGGACGACCUUCGACCGUUCUGGGCCAUCAACGCAUCCGAGAUCCGCACCCGUGCUGCGCAUAUGUGGGAGGACGAGGCGUUCGGCGCCGCCGUGAUUCAUAUCCGAGACCACAAGGUCGUCCGCACAGAUAACCCAAGCUGGAGGUCUGACACUAUGGUAGAGGUCAUCAACAAAUUCAUCGAGUUUUUGCCCGACAUGGAUAUCGCUAUGAACAGGUUAGACCAACCAAGGGUGGUCGUUCCAUGGGAAGAUAUGCAGGAAAUGCUGCAGAAGGAGUAUGAAACCCGUGCCAUGCCUCCGGAAGUCAUGGACAACUUUACGACUAAUCAGCCAGAACUCCUGAAUAUGAGCAUUGAGGACAGAGCAAACGACACCUCAACAAGACUUGAUGACGGAUGGUUCUUCGCGCCAGGGCGGCAGUACAUGGACAUUGCCUCGAAGGCAUGUCCGCCGGAGUCGCCCGCUCGGUCGAACAUGUCCAUUGCGCAAGCAGAUAAAAUGUACAAAGAAACAGAGGCAGGGAUUGUCAGCAACUUCAACCUCUCCUCGGAUCUUUGCACCGUUGGACCUGCUAUCCAGAACCUGCACGGCUUGUUGUACACGGCCAGCAGCAUUAUCGCCUCUCACAAACUGAUACCUAUUUUCGGUGAGUGUAAGGUAAACGUCAACAAUGACAUCCUCUUCCCCGCAAAUAUGUACUAUUUACAUGACGACCGGUACGACUAUAAUCCCGAAGGAGACGUGGACUGGCGAGACAAGGACGACACUAUCAUCUGGCGCGGAGUGACUUCUGGAGGUGUGCAAACCGAGGACAAUUGGCCAACAAUGCACCGUCAAAGGCUCGUCCAGCUUCUCAAUGGCACUCAUCUUUCGAGUACAGACACCAACGUCACAGUCUUGACGGAGAAGCGGGAAGCCUCGUACCAGGAGAACACCACUUACGAGCCAUAUGACCACUUCCACGCUUCGCAAUUCGCCGAGCAGCACAGUGAUGUCGGAUUCGUCGAAGCUUGGGGCUGCGUGCCAAACUGCGGUUUCUACGACCAGGUCUUUUCGUGGAAACCGCAAACGUCAUUGACGGCACAAUUCAAGUCCAAGUACUUGAUUGAUGUGGAUGGACAUUCAUUUUCUGGCAGAUGGCACGCUUUCUUGCAGAGCAAGAGUCUGGGGUUCAAGGCCACCAUCUUUCGUGAGUGGCACGACAGCCGUCUUCUCGCAUGGCGACACUUUGUUCCAGUCGACAACCGUUACGACGAUAUUUAUUCACUACUUUCCUACUUCAUGGGCUACGGGCAGCCCAACAUGGAACAUGCACUUGAGUCUGGUGAUCCCAACCCGGAGGUCUAUAUCGCUGCACAUCCGAGAGAGGCGCAGAAGCUCGCCCGGCAAGGGCGCGAGUGGUCGAACAAAGUCCUGAGACGGGAGGACAUCGAAGUGUACAUGUUUCGGCUUCUUUUGGAAUAUGGCCGCCUUAUUGACGAUAAUCGAGAUCACAUUGGCUAUUCGGGCGAUGGAAGUGAAUUGGAUAAAUUCGAUGCCGGCGAUAAGAGCACCGGCAGAUGGGGCAUUGGUGGUUGGAAAGAUUGAACGAUUCUCGUGCUCGACUUCGCCCAGCACGGCUCCUGCACAGCAGUGCAUGGACUGUGCCGGGAGUCUUACGUGCGACACCUUACCAUAAAGUCCCAGGAUUUGAGACAAAAGUGGUCAAGAAUUCCUUAGGCUGCCAACUUUCAAGGCGGGCUCAUUUCUCUGUUGGCAAUGUUGUUGCGCAGACAACUGAAACCACGACCAAACCUGUUGAGUGAACACGGUAGUCGGGCUUAUUUGGUGCCUCAGCCUGACGGUACAAACUUAUGAGAGGCGACAUUCUUCU
Exophiala viscosa is the source of this 2541-nucleotide messenger RNA. RefSeq lists its product as uncharacterized. Bases 177 to 2255 code for a protein of 692 amino acids. The transcript has a single exon. NCBI's taxonomy places the organism in Eukaryota, Fungi, Ascomycota, Eurotiomycetes, Chaetothyriales, Herpotrichiellaceae. The record is from RefSeq and is a predicted model, not a curated record.